AAAUCUUAUUUUGGAUUAUACUUGAAAGAAAACCGAAAACUAUAUAGGUAUUAAACUUUACAUUUAAAAAUUAUAUCUGCAUAAAUAUACAUACAUAUAUAUAUAUAUAUAUAUUGGAAAUAUUAAAAAAUUAAAAGUGGUUAAUCAUCGUAUUUAACAAGGAUUAAAUAACUUUUCUAAUUUUAAUCUACAUACGCAUACAUACAAGUUAAAUAAUUUUUAUUCUCUUGUUCAAUUUAAAAGAAAUAUUUUAAAAAGGCCUAGGGCCUCUCGCCGUCAUGUCGUCUGUUAAAGUGGCGGUCCGAGUGCGACCCUUUAACAGUCGAGAAAUAUCUCGAGAAUCAAAAUGCAUUAUUGAAAUGAGCGGUGGUACAACAACAGCAAUUACAAAUCCAAAAGUACCUCCAAAUUCAAAUGAAGCUGUUAAACGAUUUAAUUUUGAUUACUCCUAUUGGUCACAUGAUCCUCGAGAUUCAGAAUUUUCAACUCAGGCAAUGGUUUAUCGUGAUAUUGGUGAAGAAAUGCUUCAGCAUUCUUUUGAUGGUUAUAAUGUUUGUAUAUUUGCGUAUGGUCAGACAGGUGCUGGUAAAUCCUAUACUAUGAUGGGAAAACAAGAAGAGGGUCAGGAAGGGAUUAUUCCUAUGAUAUGUAAAGAUUUAUUUGGUCGAAUACAUGAUACAGAAAGCGAAGAAUUAAAAUAUUCGGUUGAAGUUUCAUAUAUGGAAAUUUAUUGUGAAAGAGUUCGUGAUUUAUUAAAUCCUAAAAAUAAAGGAAAUUUAAGAGUACGAGAACAUCCAUGUUUGGGACCAUACGUUGAAGAUUUGUCAAAAUUAGCUGUAACAUCUUACGAAGAUAUUCAUGAUUUAAUUGACGAAGGAAAUAAAGCUAGAACUGUAGCUGCAACAAACAUGAAUGAAACAAGUUCACGUUCUCAUGCUGUAUUUACAAUAUUUUUUACACAACGUCGGCAUGAUAAAAUGACAGAUUUGUGUGCUGAAAAAGUUUCAAAAAUAAGUUUAGUUGAUUUAGCGGGCUCUGAAAGAGCCGAUUCAACUGGUGCUAAAGGUACAAGAUUAAAAGAAGGCGCUAAUAUCAAUAAAUCUUUAACAACAUUGGGAAAAGUUAUAUCUGCACUUGCUGAAAUUGCUUCAAAAUCUAAAAAAUCAAAAAAAACUGAUUUUAUUCCAUAUCGUGAUUCGGUCUUAACAUGGUUACUUAGAGAAAAUCUUGGUGGUAAUUCAAAAACUGCUAUGAUUGCAGCAAUAUCUCCAGCUGAUAUUAAUUAUGAUGAAACUUUAAGCACUUUAAGAUAUGCUGAUCGUGCUAAACAAAUUGUUUGUAAAGCUAUUGUUAAUGAAGAUGCAAAUGCUAAACUUAUUCGUGAAUUGAAAGAAGAAAUUCAAAAACUGCGAGAACUUUUACGAGCUGAAGGCAUUGAAAUCCAGGAAGAAGAUGAAGAAAAUAAUGCAAUUAACAAAGGAAAUGGUCAAAAAAUUACAUCACCAACAAAAAGCCGGAAUCGCAAUGGCUCAACAACGGAAAUGGCAGUAGAUCAACUACAAGCCAGCGAAAAAUUAAUAGCAGAAUUAAAUGAAACUUGGGAAGAAAAGUUAAAACGCACUGAAGAAAUUCGGCUACAACGUGAAGCGGUAUUUGCUGAAAUGGGUGUUGCUGUUAAAGAGGAUGGUAUCACUGUAGGAGUAUUUUCCCCAAAAAAAACGCCACAUUUGGUUAAUUUAAAUGAAGAUCCGAAUCUAUCAGAAUGCCUACUUUAUUAUAUUAAAGACGGAUUAACACGUUUGGGAACCCAUGAAGCAAAUGUUCCACAAGAUAUUCAAUUAUCUGGCUCACACAUAUUAAAAGAACACUGUACAUUUGAAAAUCGUAAUAAUGUUGUAACAUUAAUACCACACAAAGAUGCUCUGGUAUAUUUGAAUGGUAGAAAACUUACAGAACCGGAAGUUUUGAUGACUGGAUCUCGUGUUAUUUUGGGGAAAAAUCAUGUAUUUCGUUUUCAACAUCCAGAACAAGCACGAGAAAUACGUGACAAAAUGACAAAUGAGAAUGCUGAGGAUCUUGAGGUAUCUGAAACCCCUGACUGGAAUUUCGCUAAAUGUGAGUUAUUAGAAAAGCAAGGUAUCGAUUUAAAAGCCGAAAUGCAAAAACGGUUAGACGCUCUCGAAGAGCAAUUUAAGAGAGAAAAAUUGCAAGCCGAUCAAGAAUUUGAAGAACAAAGAAAGUCGUAUGAAGCUCGUAUUGAUGCUCUUCAAAAGCAAGUUGAAGAACAAUCAAUGACAAUGUCGAUGUAUAGUAGUUAUAGUCCUGAAGAUUUUCAUCAGGAAGAAGACAUUUUUGUUAAUCCACUAUUUGAAUCAUGUUGGACUGCUCGUGAAACUGGACUUGCUGCUUGGGCAUUUAGAAAAUGGAGAUACCAUCAAUUUACAUCACUACGAGAUGAUUUGUGGGGUAAUGCUAUAUUCUUAAAAGAAGCUAAUGCAAUUUCAGUUGAAUUAAAGAAAAAGGUUCAGUUCCAAUUUACUUUGCUAACUGAUACAUUAUACUCUCCGCUUCCACCAGAACUAGCUCCAAUUGCUAUUCCAAAUGAAGAUGUAUUUGGUGUAGCCCCAAUUUCGAAAACUAUUGUAGCAGUUGAAGUAACAGAUACUAAAAAUGGAGCUACACAUUAUUGGACAUUAGAGAAGCUUCGUUAUCGGCUUGAAUUAAUGCGAUCAAUAUACAAUGUUGAAAGUCCACCAUCAACAUCAGAUAUGGAUUUGCCAAAUUGUUGUUGUACCUCUUCUUCUUGUUCGUCAUCUAAUGGUAUCAUGAUGAUUAAUUCGACAGCUUUGGGCGAAAAUAAUAUUAUUGAAUCAUCAUCGCAUUCACCAUCAAAAGUAAAAAAUGUUAAAAUCAAUUUGAAUAGCACACAAUCUUCUGAUGGAACUUUUGUAAAUAAUAAAGUUGGUCUAAAACAACCAGAAUUAUUGCAAUGUAUUGCAGCGUGCGCUAAUGCAUCUAGACUUACUUUAUCCAAUCUUUUACCUUCUAGACAACGCCUUGAACUAAUGCGUGAAAUGUAUCAUAAUGAAGCAGAAUUAAGUCCCACUUCUCCAGAUUAUAAUGUUGAAAGUUUAACAGGUGGUGACCCAUUUUAUGAUAGAUUUCCUUGGUUUAGAAUGGUUGGUAGAUCAUUUAUAUAUCUCAGUAAUUUAUUGUAUCCGGUUCCGUUAGUUCAUAAAGUUGCUAUUGUAAAUGAACGGGGGGAUGUUCGAGGAUAUCUUAGAAUUGCAGUUCAACCAGUUAUGGAUGAAGAAACUCUUGAUAUCAAUAAUGGUGUCAAACAAUCUGCUAGAUUAUUAUUUGAUGAAGAAACCAAACCAAAAUAUAGAUCACUUGUUGGUAGUGAGAAGGAAGAGCGGUUCAUUGAAGGGAAGUGUGAAGAACUCGAAGAUGCAGAUUCGGGACGUGGCGAUUCAAGUGUUGCAUCUGAAUGCCAGGAAACAAAUGAAGAACUUGGUGAGCAUUUGCAAAUCGGGAAAGACUUUACAUUUCGAGUUACCGUACUGCAAGCAACUGGAAUUGGAGCUGAAUAUGCAGACAUAUUUUGUCAAUUUAACUUCUUACACAGGCAUGAAGAAGCAUUUUCAACAGAACCAGUCAAAAAUUCUGGAUCUGGCGCACCACUUGGAUUUUAUCAUGUUCAAAAUAUUACUGUUCCAGUAACAAAAUCUUUCAUUGAUUACUUAAAAAGUCAACCAAUAAUGUUUAAAAUAUUCGGUCAUUAUCAAAAUCAUCCUUUGCACAAAGAUGCUAAACAGGAAUUUAUUUCACGGCCUCCACCAAGGCGCAUGUUGCCACCAAGUAUACCAAUAAGUCAACCAGUACGAAGCCCUAAAUUUGGUCCAUUACCAAGUGCUCCAUCAUCUACAGUAUUAGCCAAGCAUGACGUAUUAGUAUGGUUUGAAAUUUGUGAACUUGCACCAAAUGGAGAGUACGUUCCAGCUGUUGUUGAACACAGUGAUGAUUUACCGUGCCGAGGACUAUUUUUAUUACACCAGGGUAUUCAAAGACGCAUUCGUAUUACAAUUGUACAUGAGCCAACAUCUGAAGUUAAAUGGAAAGAUAUACGAGAGCUAGUAGUUGGAAGAAUUCGCAUUAAUCCAGAAUCAUCAGAUGAUGUUGAUGAUGAUUCCUGUGUACUCUCCUUAGGUUUAUUCCCCGGCGAAGUCUUAGAUGUACCCGGAGAUGACCGAUCAUUUUAUCGUUUUGAGGCCGCGUGGGACUCAAGUUUGCAUAAUUCAACUCUACUAAAUCGUGUAACUGGCGCUGGGGAAACCAUUUAUAUUACUUUAAGUGCAUAUUUAGAGCUUGAAAACUGUGCAAGACCAGCUAUUAUUACAAAAGACUUAAGUAUGGUGAUAUAUGGCCGUGACGCUCGAACUGGGCCAAGAUCAUUAAAACAUUUAUUCUCUGGACAGUACAGGAAUCCUGAAGCCAAUCGAUUAUCGGGUGUAUAUGAACUAUCUUUACGGAGAGCAUCCGAAGCAGGUAGUCCAGGCGUACAAAGAAGACAACGGAGAGUUCUAGAUACAAGUUCAACUUAUGUCAGAGGGGAAGAGAACUUGCAUGGAUGGAGGCCUAGGGGAGAUUCUCUUAUAUUUGACCAUCAGUGGGAAUUGGAAAAAUUAACACGUUUAGAAGAAGUUGGAAGAGUGAAACACAUACUAUUAUUGCGAGAGCGUCUCGGAAUGGAUACAAAUCCAAACCCAACUACAAAAACUGAAAAAGAUGUUUGUAACUUGGCUGCUAGAGCUGGUACUUCGCCAGCACAUAUGGUAAUUCCACCCUCUCCCCAGACACCAAUUAAGGAGCCUCAGUCGAUAUUACCAGAACGUGAAUAUACACAAAAGGAACAAGAAUUAAUGUUGAAAUGCGUCAAACUAAUACAAGGAAAGUGGAAUAGCAAAGAUGAACAAACACCACAGCAAAAUGCUGACACAACGUCAAUAAUAACUCAAAGUGAUGCAUCACCUGCUGAUGAAGGAUGUGCUGAUAUGACUGCAAGUUGUUUAUCUGGAAAUUCAGUAGAACUGUGUUCACCAGAAAGAGUUGACGCUCCAAAUGGCUGGGAAGCACCAGCACCAGCUACGCAACCAUCGCUUCCUUUAAGAUUAUAUGUACCCGAACUGGAAGAAAUACGUGUUAGUCCAGUUGUGGCCCGAAAAGGUUAUUUAAAUGUUUUAGAACAUGGAGGAUCUGGAUGGAAAAAACGAUGGGUGACUGUUCGUCGUCCAUAUGUUUUUAUAUUCCGAUCGGAAAAAGAUCCCGUUGAGAGAGCGGUCCUUAACUUAGCAACCGCCCAAGUUGAAUGUAGUGAAGAUCAAGCUGCUAUGGUUAAAAUUCCAAAUACGUUUAGUGUUGUAACAAAACAUCGCGGUUAUUUACUACAGACAUUAGGAGAUAAGGAAGUACAUGAUUGGCUUUAUGCUAUAAAUCCACUUUUAGCAGGACAAAUUAGAUCAAGACUAGCCCGACGUAAUGUGGAAAAUGCUACAACACAACAAACAACACAGGCUACACAAAAUUCGAAUAAAUGAGAUACGAUUACAAUGGAAUCGGUAUUGGUAUACUAAAUUUUGUAUUAAAUUAAAAUGUUCUUAAAUUUGAAUAUUUUACUUUAAAUUUAAAAACUUUAGAAAAUUAUAUGUAGAUAUGUAUUUAAUUUUGAUAUUGAUUUUUUUUUUAAUUAUUACAAAAUAUAUUUGUUAUUGUUUUGUUUUCAAAAGGAGCACAUUAUAACCAUUUAAGUGUAAAUAGUUAAUUAUAGUAAUAUGAAAAUUUAUAUUUAAAUAAUUAUUUAAAAUUUUUAAUAAAUCAUAUUUACUACUGUUUCAUUACCUAUUAAAUUAAAAAUUUCUUAACUAUCUGUUGCGGUUUAUUUCAUUCAAAUUUUUGAACAUUUUUUAUGCCAAUACUAAUUCCAUUAUUUAGAAAGAAAUACAUGAAAUGUACUGAUCAUGAAAUAUUGAAGAAUAAAGCAAAAUGUUUUAAGUAACAGAUAAACGACAAUUUAAUAAAAAUCAUAAAUUAAACAAAAAUAUACAAAAAAUUAAAGUCUAAAAAAAUUUAAAAACAAUUUAAUGUGUAAUUUAAAAAAUAUUAUUAUAAGUAAAUUGAAGAAUAGUAAUUAUAUUAAUGACUUAAUUGAGUAAAAAAUAUUUAUUGUAUAUUUAUAUUAAAAUUAUGAAUUUAUUUUCAACAAAAUCAAAAUGAAAAAAAAAACUAAAUUGAGAAAAAACGAUAUAAAUGGAUUAAAUUUCGUUUUUUCUUUUUCAUUAAAAUAAUAUGUCUCGCGGAUGAACUGACUGAUGUACAUAAUAAAUUCAUUUUUAUAAUAUUUUGGCUUUUAGGAAAAAAAAACAUGAACAUUACAAAAUUUCUGAAAACUUACAGUAAAAUUAUUUCUAAUUUAUUUUAAAAUAUUUCGUAAUGAAACCCAGUUUUCAUCACUUUGUAUUUUUUAUAUUCAAAUUGAUAACACUAAUAUAUGGUAGACGUUUCCCACACUUCAGUUCAUCCCGGGGAACUUUUAUGAUCCAGAGUAAUGAACAUAAAACUCAUUUAUAAUUAUGCCUUACGUUAUUAUAUAAAAAAAAUUAAUAAUAUGUUUUCUAUUCUUCACAAUAUUGUAAUUGUAUUUUGUUACUCUUGAUCAAUUCGAUAAAUAAUUUUUAUUACAAUUGUACAUUCCAGAAACAAAACGAAAUUUAAAUAUUUAUAAAAAGUGCAAGAUAAAAUCUAUGUGUAAAAUAAAAAACAAGGAAUUUUUAAAAUAAUAUUAAAUUUAUUUUUUUUAAAUUUUUUUUUUAUUAUUUUUCUAAUUUUUAAUAUUACGCAUAGUGAUAAAAUUUUAAUUUAUAGUAUAAAAAGGUAAGUUUAAAGUCUUUAUUGCACAGGACAAAAUUACUAGAUGUUGCUGAACCAUUAAUCUUUGCAAGAUAAAAACAAUAAAAUGUGAUUUUGACUGGAUUAUUUAUGUAUUAAUCUGGAAAAGAAAUUAAUUCAAAAGCUAAAUUACAGAUGUUAUUCUAGUGAUUUUGCUCUGUCUAAUUAAGUUUUAAAAAAUAUUUAUAUAAAUAUAAAGGAAACGAUGAGGCACGAACUCAAAAAACUAAUUAAGAAAAAAUAAUAAAGAAAAAAAAUUAAUAUAAAAUGCAUACUCAUUCCAAAGUAAAAAUAAAUCAAACCAAAUAAAUUGCAUAUAUAAUACAAAAAGUAUAAAUGUUAUUAGAGUUAUGAAUAUAUAUAUAUAUAUAUACAUGCAUAAACAAUUAAGGAAAUAAUUAAAUUAAAACUUAUAAAAAAAAUAUAAAUAUUAAAAUAUAAAUUAAAAAAAAAAAAAGGGAAAAACUAAUAUUUUAAAUGUUGUUGAAGAAGUGUUUAAUUGCAACAGACGAGGUUUGAUUUUUAUCGACAAAAUUUAUCUUUUUAAUUGUUCCAUCCCUAAAGAAAAAGAUUUUUAUUUUGUAAUAAUUUAUUAUUACAUCAAGUUUUAUCAAAAUUAUGAAAUUUGGUAUGAAAGAAAUAUGCACAAGAACUUAUUUUUUGGCGGGAUGAAAAUCAAAUUAAUUAAAAUCUUGUCUGUGGAAUAGAGUCUAAAAUUGAGCAUUUUUACAAAUUACAUAAUUUUAAUGGCAAUGAAUAAAAGUAUUGAAAAUAAAGAAAUCAAAUGUGAAAUGAGCAAAAUUUUAUUUAAUUUUGUAUUAGUAAACUUUUGUUAAUUUCUAUUUCUAUUUGAAUUGUACUGUAAAUAAAAAAUAAAAUAUAUGUGUAUAAUAUUUUAUAGCAAAAAUGAAUAUAGUUAUGAAAAAUUGCACUUAUGAUAUUAUUUUACAAUUUAAUUUUUGUUAAAUAGACUAAUAUUUGUAAAAUCAUUACUUUUAAUUUUUCUUCUUUGAAAUGUUUCAUUCUAGCUAGAAAUUUUUACAACAAAAAAAAAAUUAUUAAAACAAAAGCAAAAUUUUAUAUUCGCAAUGAAAUGGAAUUUGCAAUAAUACAAACAUUUAGAUUGUAUAAUAUAUAGAAGUAUUAAAAAAAAAAUGCUGAAAAUUUCUAUAAAAAACGCGUUUUAUAUAACAAAAUAUACAUAAUAUGUAUGUACAUUUAUCGUAUUACUUCCUUUUUAUAUACUUUUGUAUUUAUAUUAUAUCAAAAAAACACAUAUAUGAAAAAUGUAAAUAAAAUUUUGAAUGAACAAAAUUAAAUAUUUAUUCGGUUCUUUUAAUAAGAAAAAGCUUUCAAAUUUCAAAAAUUUUUUAUUUUAUUUCAAAAAAUAUAAAAACAACUUUUAAUAUUCGUAAAAUAAACAAAAUAUUUCAUCUUUAAUCAAAUUUAAUAAAUAAUAAAUAACAAAAAUGGUAAAAAAUACAAAUAAAUCAAAUAAAAUAUGUCCUAUUUUCAUGAUUUUAAUAAAUUGUUGCUGUCAUAACAUUAAAAAAAUAAAAGUUAUUAUUUAUUUCUUCUGAAUAAUUAUACUAUGUAUUUUUAUACUUGUAACGAAAUUAAAAAACAUUGUCAUUGUUUUAUUUUUAUAUUGAAAAAUUGCUUUUCGCACGAAAACCACAAACAAAAUUUACACAAUUAGAAUGAAACAUUUCGGAAAUUUUAUAUUUUUAUUCAUUUUAAAUUAAUUUUGUUUUAAAAAGUUUAAUGAAUACAAAUUCAUUAAAAAUUUUCAAAUUAAUAAUUAAUUCCCAACCAUUGCGGUUUUGAACAAUCAAAAAUUACAAUUUCAUUAAUAUUUUUACAAAUUUCAGAAUUUUAAUUGACUAAUAUAUUAUUAUUACUUAAAACUUAUUAUUAAAAGGAAUUGCAUGAUCAUAUUAAAUCAACUUUUUUUUUAUUUGAAACAUGAUGACUUCAAAGAAAUUUCAUAAAACUUUAAAAUUUAUUACACUUGUGUAAGAUGUUUUAAAAAAUUUUAAUAUUUUUGUGUUUUUCUUAUGCAUAUUUGAAAACAAAAUUUGUUUUUUUAAUAAGGCUUUUGUGCUAAGCUUUGUUUAUUUUGAAAAAUUAUCACGCAAGCAGUUGAAUCAAGAAAUUAAUAAAUUCUUUUAAUAUUGGUCAACUGCAAACUAUUUUAUAAUAUAAUAUGAAUAUUGUAUAAAAUAUAAUUACAAUGACAAAUAAUAUAUUACAAUUUUUUUUUCUCUAAUUAAUUAUUUAUGUAAACUUUCUGCAAAAAAGAAUUGAACGACGAUAAAAAAGCACAAACGUGCACAUAAAAUUUUUUUUUGUAAGACUUGCAUUCUUUUCAAAAUAAUCAAUCUGCGUUUAUAUAACAUAUUUAUUCCAUUAGGAAAAAUAAUAAAAUAAAAAUAGUUUUAUUCUUUUGAAAUAUAUUUAUGUACAUAUAAAUUGUAUAUGUGUAUAUAUAAAUGUAUUUAAUAGAAUAAUGUUUUUUAUUUAAUUUGCGAUUUGAAUUUAAAACGAUGAUCUGUUGUAGAUAUAAGGCUAAUGGAAAAAAAAUUAUCGGAAAAUCUUAUAUGAUAAAUGAUAGAUAACAUUAAAAGAUAGCUUUUUGAUGAACAACAAAUUCGCGAUAGAAUUCCGAUAUCGAUUCGAAAAUAUUAUGUAUUUUACGAUCAAUUUUUUAUAGAUUUUUAAGUUUGUUUUUCUUAAUAAGGGUCAUUAUAUCUAUUUGUUCAGUUCGUAGUACAUAUUUCUAUACAUAUUUAUUUAAUAUUUGAAUCCAUUUAUUUCUUUUUUUAUUAAUAAUAAAAUUUGAAUUCAAAUACGAGUAUAAUUUUAAAUUUUAAAAAAUUUGUUUAAAACAAAAAUAAGUACCAAAAAUAUUAAAUUUAUUCCAUAUU
Messenger RNA from Condylostylus longicornis, 9872 nucleotides. It is a transcript of the gene unc-104, whose product is annotated as kinesin-like protein unc-104. Bases 279 to 5597 code for a protein of 1772 amino acids. NCBI's taxonomy places the organism in Eukaryota, Metazoa, Arthropoda, Insecta, Diptera, Dolichopodidae. The record is from RefSeq and is a predicted model, not a curated record. Gene Ontology annotation, biological process: microtubule-based movement. The transcript has 28 exons. Gene Ontology annotation, molecular function: ATP binding; microtubule motor activity; microtubule binding.